GUGAAGAAAUGAUGUUCAGAUAAGUUAUCCCAAAGCCAGUCACUGGUGCUCGUUGCAGCAAUGCCCACUUUAAAUCUCUUCACAAAUGUGCCUGUUGACACCGUAGUUGCUUCUGACAUUCUCAGAGAUGCCACAAAAGCUGUUGCAAAGAUCAUCGGAAAACCGGAAUCCUAUGUGAUGAUUUUGUUGAAUGGGGGAGUGCCCAUUGAAUUUGCUGGAACUGAAGAGCCAGCUGCUUAUGGAGAAUUGAUCUCAAUUGGGGGCCUUGGUCCUAGUGUAAAUGGAAAAUUGAGUUCUACCAUUGCAGAAAUUCUUCAAACUAAGCUUUAUAUUGACAGUUCACGAUUUUAUAUCAAGUUUUAUGAUGUUCAGCGCUCAUUCUUUGGGUUCAAUGGCUCAACCUUUUGAUGUAACUUUCUUUCUAGGCAUAGAUUUGUGGAGUUUCACGGGGAAAAAAUCAUCUUCAUUUGGAUUAUUGUAAUUCUGUAUGCAUGUUUGUAUUCAUGAAUACAGUAGUUUAUUGAAUGGGAAAAAGCGUCUUCCUUUCUUCC
Messenger RNA from Vigna unguiculata (cowpea), 551 nucleotides. Its product is annotated as Tautomerase/MIF superfamily protein. Gene Ontology annotation, molecular function: phenylpyruvate tautomerase activity. NCBI's taxonomy places the organism in Eukaryota, Viridiplantae, Streptophyta, Magnoliopsida, Fabales, Fabaceae. The record is from RefSeq and is a predicted model, not a curated record.